Aphidius gifuensis is the source of this 7540-nucleotide messenger RNA. RefSeq names its product probable cyclin-dependent serine/threonine-protein kinase DDB_G0292550. The coding region runs from base 268 to 5076 and encodes 1602 amino acids. The transcript has 11 exons. The record is from RefSeq and is a predicted model, not a curated record. Gene Ontology annotation, molecular function: actin monomer binding. Lineage: Eukaryota; Metazoa; Arthropoda; Insecta; Hymenoptera; Braconidae. Gene Ontology annotation, biological process: signal transduction.
AGUUUGUCUCGGUAUAUGUUUUCCAACGGUCGUCGUCGUCGUCGUCUCUCCUCAGAGAAAAAUAUUAUAUACAUAAAACUUUGUGUGUUAUUUUAUAUACAUACACAACAAGUAAAGUCAGUGAACGGUUUUUCGAUUUUUUAAAACGUGUAUUUCAAUAUUAUACCAAGGACUCAGUGGUCAAUUCAAUUGAUAAUACACUACUCUGCAUUUAUGUGAAGUGUUAUUUAUUAUAAAUAACGUGUACUCAAACAAUAUAUAUAUAAAAUGGGAUUUAAAAUACAAAAUUGGUUUCGAAGACGCCGAAGUCGUGAGGAAAAAAGUACAAACGAUAUGGUACUGACUGUGACUGAAGACACACCAGCUGACAUGUUGACAGGAAGCAUGGAACUGUUGGUGCUGUUACCAAGGGAACAUCAAAUUCACACUCAAAAAGUUACAGUUGAAAGAAGUACAGCAAUGAUGGAUCUUCUGGUUCAAAUAUCAACAUCCCACAAAUUGGCAGCUUCAAGUUACACUCUUCAAGCAAUUGGUGAACGUGGUCUGGUUCUGCCUCAUCAACCAAACACACCCAUUGGAGCACUUGAUGCUUUGCAGGUUAAAUUACUUCCGAAACAGGGUACAUUUAUUCCCCACAAAAUGAAACAAGCAAAUCAACCGUUUGAAACGACUUUCAGAUUGCAGGUACACCUGCCAAGAAAUCAACUUUACGUAUCACGUGUUAGUCCAAAGAUGAAUCUUGGUGAGAUCUUGGAAGAAGUGUGUCGUGAAAAAAACCUGGACAGAAACAAGUAUGAGCUUCGUCAUCCAGGUAAUCACGAGGAAAAAUUGGAUUUAUCAUUAUCCCUGGAGGAUUAUCAUUUACAAGAAGUAACACUAUAUGCAAAACAAGGUGAAAAAAAAUUAGGUUCAGCAUUAAGUUCACAAGACAUAAUGGCACUUCAAAGACAAGAAGAAAGACGUCGUCAUCAAGCAAAACAAAGUGUAUUUGGUUUUAUGUUUCGUAGUAAAACAAAAGAUAAUUCAUUGAGUAAUGAUAGUAUUGGUGGUAGAAGUAUAUCACCAGCAAGAAGUGAUGAAACUGGACGUAGUAUAAGUCCACUUGCAUUACCACCACCAACAAGACCACAACGUAAACGUCGACAAGCACCAUUACCACCAACAACAACAGCAACAACAACAACAACAACAACUACUUCUACUACAUCAUCAAUAAAACAACAAGAUAAUAUUAUUCAAGAUAAUACAAAACUUGUUAUAAAUCAUAGUCGUAAUAGUAGUGAUAGUUCGGGUUAUCAUGAAGCAUCUGUAUUGAGUGAUCAUCCAGAUUCAACUGGUAGAAUGCCUGAGACAUUACCAAGACGUAGUAAACCACCAGGUAAAACAGAUGUACGUAAACUUGGACAAACAUCACUGUCAAGUAAAAGUAUGAGUAAUCUUGCAAUGACAACUGGUGGAUUAAGUCAUUCAACAAGUACCACAUCAAUAAGUUCAACUGGUAUUAGAAAAAAACGUGCAGCACCAGCACCACCACCAAUAAAUCGUCCAUUAUCAUCAGCAAUAUCAACACAAGCACUAGAACGUAUUGAUGAUUCUGAAGAAUCAUUAACAUCUGAUAUUGAAAUAUCAAAACCAUCAUCAGACAUUGCUGUAUCAUCAGGAAAUGAAAAUGAUUUUAAUACUAAAAUUAAAUUACACUCAACACCAAUUGAUAAAUUGGAUAAUUAUUGUUCAAAUAAUAAUAAAAAUAUCAAUAAUAAGAUGAAAAUAAAUACAUUAGUUGAUGAUAAUGUUAAAUCAUCAUCAAAUAAUCAUGAUGCUUGUCAUAUUAAUGUAGAUACUGCUUGUUUUGAUAAAAAAGAUAAUCGACCUGUUGCCAGACCUCGUAGUAUUGCUCUACCAAAAAUAAAAAUGCGUAAAUUAAUUCCUGCAAUGUCAUCAACGUCAUUAUCAUCAUCAUCAACAGAUGUAUUAAAUUUACCAAUUGAUAUUGGUAAAUCAAUGAAUAAUGAAAAUAAAAAUAUUAAUGAAAAUAAUGAUUCUUCAUUGAUUGAAGAAAAUAAAAAUACAUCAAAUUUAUCUAACGAUGAGAAAGUUAAUAAUAAUUUUAAUGAUGAAAAAAUUAUAGUAGUUAAAUCAGCUGAAAAAUUAACUUUAAAUGAUUACAAUAAUUCUGAGAAUAAUGAUAAAUCAAAUGUUGAAUUAAAUAAAAAUACAUCUACAAUUAUUAAUAACAGCUCAGAUGAUUUAAUUUUAUCAAAUACACGUGAUUUUAAGUGUGAUGAAAAUAUUGAUAAAGCUGAUUCAAUUUCAUCAAAUAAAUAUUUAUUUAAUUCAUCUGAUAAUCAAAAUGUCAAUAAAAAUGAUGAAAAUAAUGAUAAAAAUAUUGAAUUUAUCAAUGAUAAUUGUAAUCUUGAUAAAAGCAAUUUAAUAAAUAUAAAAAAUAAUAAUGAUAAUGAUUUAGAAUGUGACAUAAAUAUAAAAAAACCUGGUGAAAACAUAAAGAAUAGUGAAAAUUUAUUAAAUCCAUUGUUUAAUAAGACACCCAUUAAUGAAAAUAAUUUAUUAUUUUUAAUGCAUGAUAGUUGUGUUAAAGUUGGCAUGGAAUUGACACCUUUCACAUUGGACAACAUUGCUGUUUUUGAUGAAUUGGGUUCUCAGGAUAUGGUGAAAGCAGAUAAAGAUGAACAACCAAGUAAAACAGAUAUAUUAUUGCAAAAAGUAUCAACGACACUUGCAACUACUGUUGUGCCAUCAGCAAAUAAUCAUGAUGAUAAUGAUGAUAAUUUAAUUUCGUCGUCUAAAAAAUCGAAUAAAACAAAUGAUGUUAUGAUUGAUAAGGAUAAAAUAUGUGAAACAUCAAAUAGUACAUUUAAUUCACAACAAGAUACAUCAGAUUAUGUAUCAGCAACUGGUGAAGAUUUAUCUGGUACUGAUUGGGAAUAUCAACUUCCAGAUCCACCUUCAGCAUUUCGUGAUAAUUCAUCACCGGAUUCAUAUGGGUAUGAUACAAUAACACUUGGAUCUGUUGAGGCAUUUAAAGAGCCAAUUAUUAUAAUUGACAAAAAAGAUGAGAAAUUAAAAAAUGAAGUGAAAGAAAUAGUUAAUGAAAAAUCAGAGAUUAAAUCAAUUGUGUUAACACAAAAUGUAGAUAAAAAAUGUCAUAAACAAACGGAUGAUAUGUUGAGGAAAAAUAUUAUAAUGGAACUUGAAACAAAAAUUGAAAAUAAUUGUUUAAAUCAAAAUAAAAUUAAUGAUUGUCAAAGUAAAAUUGAUGACAAUAAAAUAUCAAAUAUAUCACCGGUUGAUAAUACAUUAUCUAAUUUUACAAUAACCACAUAUUCAAAGCAGAAAAAUAAUAAUAUAUUUAAAAGUAAUGAUGAUAUAUUUAAAUCAAAUGAUCAAAAUAAUAUGUAUAAUGGUAAAUUAUUGCAAAAUAAAACAGCAACAUUACCAACCAAAAAUUAUUAUAAUAAAUCUAAUAAUAAUAGCAAUGAAUCAUCAGGAAUAAAUAGAACACAAAGUGUCAAAACAACAUCUCAAAAUGAUAAUAUUGAAUUUAGAAAAAAAGUAUUUAAAAAUAAUAAUGAACAAGAUGCAAAAAAAAAUGUUUAUCGUUCAAAAAGUUAUAUUGUACUUUCAAAUAAUUCGAAAUAUCGAGAUGAUAAAAUUGAGGAUGUUGUUGAUGAUGGAGUUGUUAUGAGAUCAACAAGUUUUACAAAUUUAAAUCAAGAUAAUUCAAAUAAUUUUAAUGAUAAUAAUCAUGAUGAUGAUGAUAGAAAUAAUAGUGAAAUUAAAAAUGAAAAAGAAACAACAAGUCAAUGUCAAAAUGAAAUUUCAAAAGAGUUACAAUCGGUUCAGAUUCUAAAGAGUAUUUUACCACAGUUAAAAAAUAGUCAAAAAACAGAGGAUAAAAUAUCUCAAAAAAUUCUUGAAAAAAGAAUUACCGAAGAAUCAGAAUCAGUCAAUGAAAAUAAAAAAAACCAAUCAUCAGAUUUAAAAAAAAAUAAACCAGAAUCCGAUGAUGCUAGUAAAAAAUAUCGUUACACUGGACCACCAACAAUAAAUCUUGGUAGUUGGUCAGAAAGACCAAGUGUUAAUGUUCAAAUAAAACACGACAACGAUUACAAUAUUGGUCAAAAAAAUAUAAUUAAAAAUAAUAAUACAUCAACUGGCUCAAAAACAAUUGUUAAUUUAAAUACAUCAAGUAAUGAUGUUGAAAUAAUAAAUUACAAAGAUACAUAUAAAAAUUUACAACCAAAGAAUAAUGAAUUGAAAAAUAUUGAUUUAUUAAAUAAAAAUAUUUAUACAAAUAAAAAUUUAAUCAAUGGAAUAUUUAAACUACGUACAAUAUCUGAUAAUAAUAAUAAUAAAAUUGAUGAAAAUAUAAUAAAUGAUGAUAAAAUAAAUAAGCUACAUAAUACCAAUGAUGAUGAUGAUGUUAAAAUUGAUACAAGACCAGUUAAUUUUAAAGAAUUAACACAAACAUUUGGUAAAAUAAAUUUACGUAAUAAAACAAAUAAUAAUUAUCAACAAAAUCGUCAUUCUGAUUAUUUUGAUAAUCGUCUAAAAAAUGAUAGUAUUAUUAAAUCAAGUGAAUUAAAUAAAUUACCAAUUAAAAAAUAUACAUCUGUUGUUGGUAUUAAUACACAAAAUACAAAUUGUGAAUUAUUAAAUAAUAAUAAUAAUGUUUAUAAUAGUGGAACAAAAAUGAGAAUAAAUAAUUCAUCAAUGACUAAAUUAAAUGGAUGUGUUAUGCCAGUUGUUAAGGGAUUUAAAAAUGAUAAAGAUAAUGAUGAAUCUUGUACGUCAAUGAAAAUAAAAAUUAAUAAUUCAACUGGUGCAACAUCAUCAUCAUCAUCAUCAUCAUCAGGAGUAGCAACAACAGUAUCACCAUCACCACCACCACCUCCACAACCACCAACAAUGCCAAUUAUAACUGGUGUUACCUUGAAGAACAGCAACACAAGACCAAAGUCAAUGCCGAUAUGUCAAGAUCCAAGAGAUGAACUUUUAGAUUCAAUACGUAAUUUUGGCCGUAAUAAUAAAUUAAAAAGUAUCAAUGCUUUUUCAUAAUUAUAUUAUAUUAUUUUAUAUUUUGUUAAUGAAUGUCUCAAAAAAUUAUAAAUGUAAUUUUUAUUUUGAUGAUUAUUCAGUUUGUUAUAUUAUAUUUUUUUUUUCAUACUGUCAUGCUCAACAAAAACAGACUAAAAAAAAAAACAAGACAGUUUGUAUAUUUUUUUUUCGUUAAGUAAAAAAAAUUGUUACACUUAUUUUUAUUAUUUUGGAUUUUGUAAAUAGUUUUUCCUUUUUUUUUUCAUUGUAUUAUAUUUACAUUCCAAAAAAAAAAAUACAAGAGGGAAGCGAUUAUUGUUUGUAAAUGUUUUUUUUUUUUUUUCUUUUUUUUUAAUUAAUUGAUUGAUAUAAUUAUGGUGCUUCAAGUUGUAGAUUAAAUAUUUGUUUAGUUAUUUGACGGGAAAGUUUGUGGGAAUUUAAAAAAAGGAAUUCAUUCAUAAAUAUUAUUACUUUCUCUAAAUAGCCAACAUGAUUGAUUAUUUUUAUAAUAUAUAUAUGUAAUUAUUAUUCAGGAAUUAUUUUGUAAAAAAUUUAUUAAUCAUGUUGUGUUAAAUUAUUGCUAUAGUUGAAUUUAAUUAACAUCGUUGAAAAUUAAUUUAAUCAAUAGAAAUAAAAAAUAUAUUUCGAAUGAAUUUCUACCCAUUUAUUUAAUUUUUUUUUUUUUCUUAAUUUUGUUAAUCGUGUGUGUGUGGGAAGAUUUUUAUUUUCAUCUCAGUAUUUUGCUCAUAAUAAAAUCCGUAUUUUUGUUUUGAAAAAAUAAAAAAAAAAAAUCAUAAAUUUAUAUGCCAAAUAACACGAGUUGAUGAAUUUAAAAAGAAAAAAAAAAUAUAUAUUAUAAUUUGCAAUAAUGAAUUCUAUAAACGGGACCAAAGGUUUUUAUUUUUUAUUUUAUAAUAAAAGACACGAGUUGUAUUGUAAAUUAUUAAUUGAAAAAAAAAUAAAAUAAAUAUAAAAUUACGAGUCAGGAAAAGGUGAAGAAAAAAUUAAAAAUAUAUAUUAAAUUGCCUUGUUACUGGUCAGUGGAGAGUGAUAUAUCAAAAGUAAUAUUAAAAAAUUAAUUAAAACAAUUAAAAUUUAAUUUAUUAAAAAUUUUAUUUAUAGCUAUUGAAGUGAAACUUUUUAUUUAUUUAUUUAUUAUUAUUAUUAAGUAUUUUUCAUUAAUUAUCAAAAAACAAAAAAAUAACAUAAAAAAAAAAAACAAUGUGUUAAUUUACAAUUUCUAUAUGGCACAGCAUCUUCAUUUUUUAAUCUCUCUGAACCAGCAAGAUCAACGAGAUUUAAAUUACCAACACAUUUCUUCUUUAACUGCAUGUGUUGCAAUUGAUCCAAAUUGACCCAUGCGGAGAAAUAAGUGGAGAAAGGUAUCAAAAUUUUUUACGAAUUUUCUCCGAAUCGACUUGGGUGAAGAAACGUUCGGAAAUAUUUCUCCGCGAUAAAAAUACGCGGAGAAACAUGUGAAAAAAAUAAUUUUACCGCGAAGAAAUUCUUCCGAAAUGAACGACGAGGAGAAAAUUUUUCCACUCAUUUCUCCGCAUGGGUCAAUUUGGGAGAAAUUCGGAGUAACCGCGGAGAAAUUCGGAGUAAUCACGGAGAAAUCCUGACAAAUUCGGAGAAAUAUUUUCACCAGGGGUUGUUGUGUUUGUAAAUAAAAUAAAAAUUACUAUAAAUUAUUGUUAUUAUCAAAUAAAUUAUCAAAUAACUUACUUGAACAGCAUCAUCAAUCACGUUCUUUAUCAUCAUCAUCAUCAUCAUUACCUGCAAUUGCAGCAGCACCAUCCUCAAAAUCAUCAUGGCCCAUUUCUGAACCAUGAUUAUGGUAUCUGUCGCUUGUUUUUACAAUGUACAUAUCACGAUUCAAUGAAAUUUUGGCGGUGAUUCGUACUGGACAUUUUCUGAAAAUUUUUGUGAAUUAAAAUUAGUUAUUAAAUAUUAAAUGUUAAAAAUGUACAACAAUGAACAACUUACUUGUUUUUUGCUUUCUGGCAAACGUAGGUCAGGUAUUUGUGUUUAAAUCUUGCUUCAUCAAUAUUUUGAUGAUUAUUAUUAUUGUACGUGGAUGUUAGAUGUGAUCGACCUAUUCUGUAUCGAUAUUCACUGCUGAUUAAUGUAAUAUAUUUAUCUAAUUCUUUUGUAUUGGCAAAAGUUAAAUGUUUAACUUUUUUAUUUUCAUUGAGAGUUUUCCUAUAAUCUUUGACUACUUGAAUCAUUUUUUUAAAUUGAAUCUUGAAGGUAACCUUAAAUUAUCAAUCAAAAAACAAUUCAAUUCUCUUUACUGCUAAAGUCUCAUUAAAUCAUGAUAAGUACGAGUUAGAUACAAGUAACAUGUAUCAUAAUCAUGGGAGUGAAAAGGGCUGUGAUGAUUUCAGAGGUUGUGAUACUGCAAUCGCUGGUUAUAAUGAUAAUAAUGAUCACCAUGAAGAUCUUGAAAUAAAUGAUGAUGAUAACGGUGAUGAUGAUGAUAAAG